AUGAGCCAAAUCCUCUUCAAGGCUCCAACAGUGUUGAGCCGUCACUAUCAGAUCCGAUCUCUAGCGACCCAACUCGGGAAGAUCACAAGUUAUCCGAAAUCCAUUCGUCCAUCACAAGAUGAAAUCAAGAAUGGGCGUCUUUCACACCAGAAUCUAGAGAUUGCAAUGCGCAGCCUGCACCGGGAUGGACUUGUCGUUGUUGAAAAUGUGAUUCCCCACGACUGCCUCAACCGACUGAACAAAAAGAUGGUCGAAGAUGCCUACUACCUCCAGUCCAAGAAAGAGGACAUCCCAUUUAACUACAACCUGGGAAAUAUCCAACAAGACGCUCCUCCCGUGAGGGAAUUCUUCGAGCCUAGUAUUUUCAUGAACCCCAUCGCAACUCAAAUCACCACAUCAGCACUGGGACCACGCCCAAAAUGGACCUUUUGCUCGGGAAAUACUGCAAUGCCCCCAACUGCAGAGAACCCUCCAAUGUCCCAGCCUAUCCACACAGACGCAGACUUUGCCCAUCCAAUUCAUCCAUUUGCAUACGUCAUCAAUGUCCCUCUCAUCACCAUGACCCCGGCGAAUGGCUCUACUGAGGUAUGGCUGGGAACACACAAUGACACAGGUCUACAUCUCCAAGAGGGCGAACACGGCGACCGUGCCAGUGGUCGCAUCAAGCUCGACGAGGUAGAGAAGCGCCGUGUAGAGCGCCCGCCAUGUCAGCCCGUCGUUCCAAAGGGCGCUUUGGUCGUCAGAGACCUUCGUCUUUGGCAUGCUGGAGUCGGUAACCAGACCGAGGACCCCCGAGUCAUGUUGGCAAUGAUCCACUUUGCGCCGUGGUAUCGCAACCCUAUGAGACUUGAAUUCGCGGAUGACCUCAAGCCUGUUAUUGAGGGCCAGACUGAGCUGGAGGUUCCUGUGGACUGGGUCAGCAAGUCGGAUGCACUGUCGCGCUAUCUGAACCGCGGCUUUGGCAAUGCCUACGACUUUAACCAGAACCCUUAG
Molecule: messenger RNA, 993 nt
Organism: Penicillium roqueforti
Lineage: Eukaryota; Fungi; Ascomycota; Eurotiomycetes; Eurotiales; Aspergillaceae
Exons: 3
Coding region: 1-993 (330 amino acids)
Source: RefSeq, a predicted model, not a curated record